Molecule: messenger RNA, 147 nt
Organism: Dentiscutata erythropus
Lineage: Eukaryota; Fungi; Glomeromycota; Glomeromycetes; Diversisporales; Gigasporaceae
Source: the annotation of a GenBank genome assembly
AUAAUUUUUUCUGUAAUAGAUGCACUUCAAGAAGAUAUAAAAAAUAAUUCUAUAGCUAAAGCACAAUUACGUGCACAAAACUUAUUAGAUGAACUAGAUGCUGAUUUUAUUUUAGCAACAAAAUUUCUUGCAGAUAUUUGGCAAUAA